UCAGCUGUCCCAGCAUGCACCGCGGCGCCUGCAGACUAAUUAUUCACAAAGAAAAGAGACAACAACCGGGUGGGAUCAGGGAUCCUCUGCGAGAGUUCAGAUCUGUCUGGAGUUCGUAUGCUGACAGUAAGCCUCCUGCCAUGGCCCUGAGGACCUGAGAGCAGCGCCUCCCCCCCCCACCCAUUUGAAGGGACGUUAAACGGCCGGACAGAAGCUGGUGAGCAGCGGGGGCCCCUGAGGCAGCCAGAAGACGGGGAGGGGCCAGAGCUCAGCUGGAGCCAAUGCAGCAGCAUCAUCGUCAGCCUGAGCUUGUGGAAGGAAGCCUUCCCGUGUUCGUGUUUCCCAACGAGCUCGUCUUCUACGCAGACGAGCAGGCGUCCCACAAGCAGGUCCUCACCCUCUACAACCCCUAUGAGUUUGCCCUCAAGUUUAAAGUGCUGUGCACGGCGCCAAACAAAUACAGUGUGGUAGAUUCCACAGGAGCCGUCAAACCACAGUGCUGCGUUGACAUCGUGAUCCGGCACAGGGAUGUGCGAGCGUGCCACUACGGCGUCUACGACAAGUUCAGACUCCAGGUGUCGGAGCAGAGCCAGCGCAAAGCGCUGGGUCGCAAAGAGGUGACGGCCACGCUGCGUCCCUCGGCGUCGCAGGAGCCCGCCAGCCUCCGGGGCCACGACGAGGAGCGCAGAACAAAAGAGACGACAGCGGACGGCGAAUUCUACGAGCAGGCUGCUCCUCCCACAGCAGAGAGCCAGGCCGUCGCCGGAGGACCCAGUCUGCUGUCGGUGCUGCUGGGACUGGUGUGCGUCGCUGCUCUGAUGCUCCCGACGCUGGGGGAGCAAGAAUCCACAGUGCCUGUCUACCUCCACUUAAGUGUUAACAAGAAACUCGUUGCUGCUUAUGUUCUGGGUCUUCUUACGAUGGUUAUCUUACGAACAUGAAGUGCAGCGAGGAGGAGGAUGAUCCAUGUAUUUUUUUUACUCUUUACUCCGGAGCCGCUACAGAGCGGAGCGUGGAGGAUCGCCAUCGUUUUCACAACGAGUCACUACAAAUGUCCGUACGAUUUUGUGUGUUUGUUUGUUUGUUCGUUUUUUUUUUUUUAGCAGAUUUCCAGAGCAGAAGGAUCCAAGUUGACCGGAAAAAAAAAAAAAAAAAAUGUACAUAAAGCCAUGAAGAUGUCAUAGUAUUGACCUGUAACCCUCAUGAUGUGGAUGUUUGACUCUUCCACGCUGCAGACUGACAGCUGAGUGCAGUCAUUUGCACGUGUGGAAACGUUUUAAGAGAGAAAAAAACAAAGCUUUACGAGUGGAUCGCCAUUCUUACUAUAUCAAUGCUACAUCAUAUGUUUAAUAAACUUUCAGUACAGCAGUGUUGUAUACUUUUUAAGUGUUUUUUUCCCCCCUGAUGGUUAAAAAGUUAAAAUUUGGGGGGAAAAAAUGAAAUGCAGGUUAUGGUUUGGAAGAGGUCCUCUUCCUCCGUCGCCGUGGUUACCAUACUUGAGCAUCAUUGCCCUCGUUUUCCAAACAUUUUGUUGUAGCUACUGACAGAACUCACCUGAUCCAGAGCAGGAACGGAUGUAAAAUAAGGAGUACGGUGGCCCUGAAGGUUGGAUCUUUCACUCUCCUCCAGCCAUUUGGACACCACUAUCUUGAGGGGGGGACGCCAGAGGACCUCCAUCCUUCAGGUCCUGAAGUUUGGCUUCCUUCACGAACUCCUCUGACCUCCUGCAGUGACUCCUCGCCUCCAUCCCGAUCAUCUGAACUUGACUAUGGAGUGAUGUUUACGCCACCAUGUUGCACAAAAAUAUUAAAUAUUUGCUUUCAA
Messenger RNA from Oryzias latipes (Japanese medaka), 1824 nucleotides. RefSeq names its product motile sperm domain containing 1 (gene mospd1). NCBI's taxonomy places the organism in Eukaryota, Metazoa, Chordata, Actinopteri, Beloniformes, Adrianichthyidae. The record is from RefSeq and is a predicted model, not a curated record. Gene Ontology annotation, cellular component: cytoplasm.